AUGAGUCCCAAAUCGAUAAGUUUAAUCGAAGAAAACGGUCGUCAGCUAACUAUAAACUCAAAAUGGGCCGCCAACCCGCACGAACAACCACCAUUUGAGGCGAACAUUGACCAGCUCGAGUUUAACUUCCAAAACUGGCAAUCGAUUGCCGGCACCGAUGUUAUAAGCUCACGGCAAAUACGUCACGACAAUUAUAUGCUCGCUCUUUUUCGACAUGUCAUAGAUCUCUUCAAUAUUCGCUCCGACGCUGGAGUCCUUUUAGCGUUGGAGGUUGAUGAGAUCGAAAACUUCGAGGACACCUUUUCGCUGCUCAGACAGUAUCCUAUCAAAACGUUGGAGGUUGAUAAAUUUGAACUCGGAUCGAGCGUCUCUGCGAUUCAGUGGAAGAAUUUGAAAGGAAUGGUUGGAGACGUCGAGUGUCUUAAGCUCAUGAAACCGAUCGAAACGCCGGAGGAUGGGAACUAUGAUGUGAGUCUAAACUGGGUUAAAAGUUGAAAAUGAAUGUUCAGUUCCUACACUGUAAGACACUUUCAAUUUCGUCCGGCACGUGGCUGAAACGUGAACACUUGCUGAACAUGGACUGUCAAAGUGUGUGCAUCGAAAGUACGCCCAAAAUCACCACCGAAGACAUCGUCACGUUUGUCAAUGCUUGGAAAAACGGCACAGUGGCGCGCAACUUGAAAGUGUUCAUGAUACGAUUCAUCGAAUUGGACCUUUCUCAGAUUUUCGAGCAACCUAGAUUUGCGCGAUUGAUAUAUUUGACAAGUUUUCCAUAUCGUGACUACUUCAACCACACAUCACAGUAAGAGUUCGGAUGAAAUAAGGAAACUGUGCGAGCUCUCGUGUAAACUUUUUGCAGACAGGAAGAGCAUGCUGCGCGCAUGGACGAGUCACUCGCCUGUUUGCGUGGGGAGUAUGUCCGACGGAUCGAUGACGUCGAAGCGAAAAUUGUUGUGGGCGCCGAUCAGUUUUUCUUGAUCGUAGACUGA
Messenger RNA from Caenorhabditis sp. 36 PRJEB53466, 989 nucleotides. The record is from the annotation of a GenBank genome assembly. NCBI's taxonomy places the organism in Eukaryota, Metazoa, Nematoda, Chromadorea, Rhabditida, Rhabditidae.